Messenger RNA from Larimichthys crocea (large yellow croaker), 1717 nucleotides. RefSeq names its product COP9 constitutive photomorphogenic homolog subunit 4 (Arabidopsis) (gene cops4). Lineage: Eukaryota; Metazoa; Chordata; Actinopteri; Sciaenidae. The transcript is spliced from 10 exons. Gene Ontology annotation, cellular component: cytosol; COP9 signalosome. The record is from RefSeq and is a predicted model, not a curated record. The coding region runs from base 71 to 1291 and encodes 406 amino acids.
CUCUUCUUCUUCGGUGGUGCUCGGAGGACCUCCCUGCUGCCGGCGUUGUUGACACUCCGACGGGGCGACAAUGGCGACCGAAGUGAGGCAGGAGCUCGCCCAGCUGAUGAACUCAAGCGGAUCUCACAAAGAUCUCGCUGCCAAGUAUCGACAGAUUUUGGACAAGGCCAUUCAGUUCACAGAUGCAGACCAGCUGGAGUCCUUGAAGGCCUUUGUUGAAGCAAUGGUCAAUGAAAACGUCAGUCUCGUCAUCUCGAGACAACUCCUCACAGAUUUCUGCACGCAUCUUCCCAACCUGCCCGACGCCACGGCUAAAGCGGUGUAUCACUUCACCUUGGAAAAGAUCCAGCCGAGGGUCAUCUCCUUCGAGGAGCAGGUCGCCUCGAUCAGACAGCACUUAGCAACUAUUUAUGAAAAGGAGGGAGACUGGAGGAAUGCUGCUCAGGUUUUAGUCGGUAUUCCUCUGGAAACGGGACAGAAGCAAUACAAUGUCGACUAUAAGCUCGACACGUACCUAAAGAUUGCCCGUCUCUACUUGGAGGAUGACGAUCCCGUGCAGGCAGAAGCUUACAUCAACAGAGCUUCGUUGCUCCAGAAUGAGUCGUCAAACGAACAGCUGCAGAUUCACUAUAAGGUGUGCUAUGCCAGAGUUCUAGACUUCAGGAGGAAGUUCAUCGAAGCCGCACAGAGAUACAACGAGCUGUCUUAUAAGUCGAUCGUCCACGAGAGCGAGCGUCUGGAGGCGCUGAAACAUGCUCUGAACUGCACCAUACUGGCCUCUGCAGGUCAGCAGCGCUCCCGUAUGUUGGCCACUCUCUUCAAGGACGAGCGCUGUCAGCAGCUGGCUACCUACGGCAUUCUGGAGAAGAUGUACCUGGACCGGAUCAUCAGAGGAAACCAGCUGCAGGAGUUCGCCGCCAUGUUGAUGCCGCAUCAGAAAGCCACCACGGCGGACGGCUCCAGCAUCCUCGACAGAGCCGUGAUCGAACACAACCUCCUCUCUGCGAGCAAACUCUACAACAACAUCACUUUUGAAGAACUGGGAGCGCUGCUGGAGAUCCCCCCAGCAAAGGCUGAGAAAAUCGCUUCCCAGAUGAUCACAGAAGGACGCAUGAACGGCUUCAUCGACCAGAUAGACGGCAUCGUACACUUUGAGACCCGUGAGCCGCUCCCUACAUGGGACAAACAGAUCCAGUCUCUGUGUUUCCAAGUCAACAACCUCUUAGAAAAGAUCCGGCAGGCCGCUCCAGAGUGGGCCGCGCAGGCGAUGGAAACCCAGAUGACCCAGUAAACAUCCUCACCCCACCCACACAACAAGAGAAAAUCCCCUAAACCUCGUCCAGCCUGUCCUCGCGUCCUGAAGCGUCCUCCAGGAUCAUCACAGAACUCUGUUUUCUUACUCGGACCCGCGGGGGAAAUAGUUCAAUGUGUCUGGCAUGGAUGUAACCACAGGAUGUAACAUUUAGGUGUGACUUCAUAUUAUUUACUUUGCAUGUUGAGAGUUUGGAUAUGAUUAUUCAGAUAGCUGACAUGUAAAAACAGGGUCAAGAUGAAGAAGAAGAGAAGAACUGGUCUGUUUAAGCUUUUGUGUUCCGGCACAUUCUCGUGUUUUUUAGUGACGUGACGGCACAGCGACGUCUGUCACAUGUCUUCAUGCAAACAUGCUCGGUUCAUUAGCAACGGCAAAGAUGAUUAAAUUCAAAGCUGAGAGAAAAGA